UUAGGUAACGUUCCAGCAGCUCCGUGUGCCUGGGCCAGCAAACGUUCGGCCUGCCCCAGAAGUCGCCUGCCUUCCCGGGCAGGCUCUCGUCUUACCACCAAUGCAGAAACCACUGAAAGGAGCACCAUCAGCACCGCCCGCAGAAGAGAAGAAAGAAGAGGAAAAGAAAGAAGAAAAGGGAGUGGGGGAGAAAAAGGAGGAGGAGCAGAAAAAGGAGGAGCAGCAGAAGAAGGAGGAGGAGCAAAAGAAGGAAGCUGAAACGAAAGAAGAGGAAAAAAAGGAAGUUGAAAAAAAGGAAGAGGAGAAAAGGGAGGGCGGAUCAAAGGAAGAAGGAAAAACAGCAGAAGGAGAAGCGAAAAAAGAGAACAGUGGCGGAGGCGAAACUUAG
Molecule: messenger RNA, 388 nt
Organism: Gongylonema pulchrum
Lineage: Eukaryota; Metazoa; Nematoda; Chromadorea; Rhabditida; Gongylonematidae
Source: the annotation of a GenBank genome assembly